Molecule: messenger RNA, 855 nt
Organism: Babesia ovata
Lineage: Eukaryota; Apicomplexa; Aconoidasida; Piroplasmida; Babesiidae
Product: ribosomal S12
Exons: 1
Coding region: 1-855 (284 amino acids)
Biological process (GO): translation
Cellular component (GO): ribosome; small ribosomal subunit
Molecular function (GO): structural constituent of ribosome
Source: RefSeq, a predicted model, not a curated record
AUGCUACGCAUGCGUGCAGCGGGUAUUACCGCCACUAUACAAUCCGUUGAACAACGAAGAUGUAGGCCAUCGGAAUCUGCCAACGUAAACGACGUAAAGGACUCGCGUUUCGCCUGUGGCACACGUGGAGUUACGUCCACACCUGUCGCAUUUCCCCGUUACGAGUGGUUACACUCUCCUGCUAGAAUGGGGACUCCUCGAAGCGUGAUUGAUAUAAAAACUCCACCUGGAUUUCUGAUUGCACGCCAAUUCAGCACAAGGAAUAUAAGCGGCAGGUUGUUUUAUCGGCGCCGUCCCAAGAUGAUCCCUCGAUAUAAGCCCAAGAACCGUAGGUCUUGCUGGCUGGAAGGCUGCCCGCAGAAGAAAGGGGUAUGCGUUACACUUAGGGUGGUUACCCCGCGCAAGCCGAAUUCUGGAUUGCGUAAAGUAGCCCGUGUGCGCCUGAGCACUGGUAGGACGGUGACGUGUCACAUUCCCGGCGAAGGUCACAACCUUCAUACGCAUUCAGUGGUGUUGGUCCGGGGAGGCCGCUGCCAAGAUGUGAGCGGCUGCCACUACAAAGUGAUACGCGGGAAGUAUGAUCUGCUGCCGGUGAAAAACCGCGCUUCGUCUCGUUCCAAAUACGGCAUCAGGCUGUCUGACGCAGUUAUCGAGAAGCGUCGGCUGCGCAAGAACCAGUUGCACAUCAGCACAGAAUUGGACCGCGAAGUGUUCAAUACACUGUUCCUGCAUGAUUGGGUGAACCAUGAUGGGUCGCGGCGAACUGAGCCCUUGGGUCCGGAUGAGCACGUUCCCGUGGAUAUUUUCAGUUUCAACAGCCGUCUUCGCAGCAUCGUACACGCUAACAGGGGAUAG